AUGAUCAUUCCGAUUCGCUGUUUCUCAUGUGGCAAGGUUUGUAUACCCUUAAAUCCCUUCUUAUUUGUAGGCCUAAUUUAAUGUGCGAUUUUACAUAGGUUGUCGGUGAUCUCUGGGAGCGGUACCUCAAGCUUCUUGAAGAUGGUGUCGCGGAGGGGUAUUUGUUCCGCCUCUCAUCUAUACAAACAUACCUGACUCGUUUCCUAUAGGGAUGCUAUGGACCAACUUGGGUGCAAGCGCUACUGCUGCAGGAGAAUGUUGAUGACUCAUGUAGACCUCAUUGAGAAGCUCUUGCGGUAGGCUCCCUAAUUUCUGCGGAAUGGCACUUAUUGACGCUCGACUGCUCAGAUACAACCCACAAGAGCGUACCAGGAUCGGCCGUGGU
Tuber aestivum (summer truffle) is the source of this 385-nucleotide messenger RNA. Lineage: Eukaryota; Fungi; Ascomycota; Pezizomycetes; Pezizales; Tuberaceae. The record is from the annotation of a GenBank genome assembly.